Messenger RNA from Drosophila busckii, 579 nucleotides. Its product is annotated as protein dpy-30 homolog. Lineage: Eukaryota; Metazoa; Arthropoda; Insecta; Diptera; Drosophilidae. Gene Ontology annotation, cellular component: Set1C/COMPASS complex. The transcript has a single exon. The record is from RefSeq and is a predicted model, not a curated record. Bases 79 to 570 code for a protein of 163 amino acids.
UUCGCAAGUUUCACAGAUUAACUUUGACGCUUGAAUAAAAUUUGAUUAGAUUUAUUAAAGUGCGAACUGAUUGCUGCAAUGGAGGCCAAAGCCGAGUCACCAGUACCAACAGCAAAUGCUGAGGUCGCCAAGGAAUCCCCUAACAAUACACCCCCUGUGAGCAGCAGCAGCAGCAGCAACAACAGCCAAGCCGCAGCAACUACAUCGGGAGCGGGAAAUGCAGCAGUAUCUCCAACCACAAGCAAUAGUGCUGCUAGCACUCCAGGAGUAACCCCAGCAAGUACAUCGGGAAACAAUACACCGCAGCAGCAGCCGCAGCAGCAGUCAGCACAACCGCCACCGGCUAAGAAGCCUGCAAUUGUCGUCGCCAGCGCACGAACCGAUUCUAGUACAUUGCCAAUGCUGCCCACACGCCAGUAUCUCGAUCAAACUGUGGCACCAGUCCUGCUCCAUGGUUUACAAGCAUUAGCACGCGAGCGCCCCACAGAUCCUAUUCAAUUUUUGGCAUCGUAUUUGCUCAAACAUAGCAAUGGCUGCGAAGAAAACACGACCUCUGAGACCAGCUCUUAAAGAUAUAUG